AUGGAUCCAAGAAUUUCUCUUACAGUCUUCCUUUUCCUGAACCUCCUCUUCUUCACUUACACUUCUGCUCAUGUCAUUUGUCCUAGAGAUACCCUGCAGAUCGAUGCUUGUGCUAAUGUUCUCAAUGUAGUUUCCCUAACGUUGGGAAAUCCACAGCCAUAUUGCUGCCCGCUCAUUCAUGGCUUGGUUGACCUUGAGGCUGCAGCCUGUCUCUGUACAGCACUCAAGGCUAAACUUCUUGGCCUCAACGUUGACCUCACCAUCUUUCUCAACGUGAUCCUCAGUGUUUCCCUAACGUUGGGAAAUCCACAGCCAUAUUGCUGCCCGCUCAUUCAUGGCUUGGUUGACCUUGAGGCUGCAGCCUGUCUCUGUACAGCACUCAAGGCUAAACUUCUUGGCCUCAACGUUGACCUCACCAUCUUUCUCAACGUGAUCCUCAGUGGUUGUGGCCGAACACCUCUACCAUCUUACCAUUGCGUCUAA
Eruca vesicaria subsp. sativa (arugula) is the source of this 483-nucleotide messenger RNA. The record is from the annotation of a GenBank genome assembly. Lineage: Eukaryota; Viridiplantae; Streptophyta; Magnoliopsida; Brassicales; Brassicaceae.